GGGUUACCAGUCACACACAUCCGGCAAAAAACACACAGACAACAAAAUUGUUUAUAGUAAACAGUGAUCAUUGGAUCAUCGAUUUGGCUUUAGAAGAUGUCCACCAAGAAGACCCCAAAGACGCCCGCCGAGGUGCUCAAGUCGCUGGAGCUGUCCGGCCAGGAGGAUCUCGAUAAGCAGAUCAAGAACUGGGUCUUGUGGGACCGCAACGAGGCCACUCUGGACCAGGUGAUCGAGGCGGUGCACGACCAGGACUGGCAGGCUCUGCGCGUUCGCCUCUGCAAUCGCAUACCCUUCGGCACGGCGGGAUUGAGGGGCGGGAUGCGAGCCGGAUUCGAUUCCAUCAACGAUCUGGUGAUCAUCCAGACCGCCCAGGGACUGGCCGCAUACCUCACCGACAGCUAUCCGAGCAUCCAGAAGCGGGAAACGCAGGGCGUGGUCAUCGGCUACGAUGGGCGGUACAACAGCAAGCGUUUCGCCCAGCUGACGUCGGCGGUGUUCCUCAACAGCGGCUACAAGGUGUAUCUGUUCAAUCGCAUGACACCGACCCCCUUCAUACCCUUCACCGUUUCGGCGCUCAAGUGCCUGGCGGGCGUUGUGGUGACGGCUUCGCACAACCCCAAGGAGGACAAUGGAUUCAAGGUGUACGCCGCCAAUGGGGCCCAGAUACUGCCGCCCCACGACAAGAAGAUCUACGAUGCCAUUAUGGCCAACCUGGAGCCGAAGCCCUCCUCGUGGGAUCUCUGCAUUCUGACGGAGAGCCUGCUGGUCGAGGACCCCUACCGCCAGAUCUACCCGAUGUACUAUGAGAUGCUGAAGAAGCUCCUGCCGCCCGCCCACCUGGAGACGAACGAGUGCAGCCAACUGCGGUUCAUCUACACGCCGAUGCACGGCGUGGGCUACUCCUUCAUGCGGGAGGCCUUCUACCAGGCCCGCCUCAAGCCGCUCAUCCCCGUGCCGGAGCAAAAGGAUCCGGAUCCGGAGUUCCACACCCUCGUUUAUCCCAAUCCGGAAGAGGGUAGGGAGGCCCUGCUGAUGGCCAUCAAGAAGGCCGAGUCCGAGCACUGCACCGUGAUCCUGGCCAACGAUCCGGACGCCGAUCGCCUGGCCGCUGCCGAGCUGGAUCCCAAGGGUCGCUGGAAGAUUUUCACGGGCAACGAGCUGGGAGCCCUGCUCGCUUGGUGGGCCCUGGAAAACUACCGGGCGCGCACGUCCAAGCCGGACGUGAGCAACUGCAUCAUGCUCUCGAGCAUGGUCAGCUCCAGGAUUGUGGGGGCCAUUGCCCGAGCGGAGGGAUUCACGCACGUGGAGACGCUGACGGGCUUCAAGUGGAUGGGGAACAAGGCGCUGGAGCUGCAGGCCGCUGGCCGGACGGUGCUCUUCGCCUUCGAGGAGCCUCUGGGCUUCAUGUUUGGCAUGAAUGUGGCGGACAAGGACGGAAUCACGGCGGCCACGCACCUGGCCACGAUGGCCUGCCACCUGCGGACCACCCGCAGCCUGACGCUCAUCGAGAAGCUGCGCGAGAUCUACGACACGUACGGCUACCAUGCGACGCUCUCCUCGUACUACACCUGCGAGGAUCCGGAGCUGAUUGAGCAGAUCUUCGAGCGGCUGCGCAACUUUGACGAGGACCUGCCGGGCACCUAUCCCAAGUGCAUCCUCGACGGCGAAUUCGAGGUGGUGUACGUCCGGGAUCUGACCAAGGGCCUGGACACCGCCUAUGCGGACCGCAAGGCGCGACUGCCGAUGGUUCCCAGCGAGCAGAUGAUCACGUUCACCUUCACCAACGGCUUCGUGGUCAGUCUGCGCAGCACCAGUCGCGACCACAAGCUGCGCUACUACACCGAGAUCUGCGCCCUGCCCGAGGAGAAGGAGUGGCUGGAGCUGGACGACCGGCUGCAUCACAUGACCGAUGCUGUCGUCGAGGAGUUCUACCAGCCGAAUGUUCAUGGCCUGAUUCGCGCCUCCCAGUUCGAUAUGCAGUAAAGACUAGACUAGAAAAUAUA
This is a messenger RNA of Drosophila pseudoobscura, 2006 nucleotides long. RefSeq names its product Phosphoglucomutase 2b (gene Pgm2b). The transcript has 2 exons. NCBI's taxonomy places the organism in Eukaryota, Metazoa, Arthropoda, Insecta, Diptera, Drosophilidae. Bases 97 to 1986 code for a protein of 629 amino acids. The record is from RefSeq and is a predicted model, not a curated record. Gene Ontology annotation, biological process: carbohydrate metabolic process; purine ribonucleoside salvage. Gene Ontology annotation, cellular component: nucleus. Gene Ontology annotation, molecular function: magnesium ion binding; phosphopentomutase activity.